Messenger RNA from Dimorphilus gyrociliatus, 2487 nucleotides. The record is from the annotation of a GenBank genome assembly. NCBI's taxonomy places the organism in Eukaryota, Metazoa, Annelida, Polychaeta, Dinophilidae.
CAAUCAGCGCAUGCGCUCCUGUCUUAUGGGGCUGCUAUAUUUUACAUCUUAAAGCUUUAUCUUUUUUUAUUGUUUUUCUGGGUACUAAACGCUGCUUAAAGCAGCAAGAAAAGCAAACAUAGAGGGCGAUAAUAGGACGUAAUGAGCACUAAACGCCAAAUCUCAGCCGAAGAAGGAAAAGCCAGACAAAGCGUUUUUGCCCGUUUAGGUCCGGGAGCCCCAAAUCGAGUAAAAGAAAUUGAGCAAACAAGGUGGGAAAAAGCAAUACGAAAAGACGAGAAGAAAGUUAAACUAUCGUCCCCCAGUGCAUCUUCCUCAUCUCCUAGUCCAAAGAGACGGAACAAAAAAGUUCCGGAGUGCGAAGACGAGCAUUUAAGGAAUUUGGAAAAGCAGCGCCAACUCUUACUGGACCAGUUAGAGCGCGAAUACAGUGAAAAUAAAAGACCACCCGAGUCAUCUGCUUCAAGUGAAGAAAAUCUAACGGCAGAGUCUGAUAGACAGCAAUCGGAAGAUCUUUCUUUAAACAAAAAAAGAAAGUUAACAAACCGAUCGCCAUCUGUUGAGCUGACGAAAGAAGUGAUUGACAAAAAAUUAAAAAUGUCACAAGCUAGGAAUCCAACUAAACAGAAACCAUCUCCUAUCCGACCUCCUACACCACCCACUCCCGUAAAAAUUGUGAAAACAAUAACAUCACCACCAUCGAGGAGUAUUAAAGUAGUAACUAGUCCUGGACAUAGUUUGUCGGAUUCUGACAAUGAGGAAACUGAGAAAAAGUUAACUCCUACAGUUCACAUCCAGAAGCCAAAAUCCUCGUCAACGGAGCAAAGGAAACCUGUUGAAAAACAGAGUGAUUCUAGAAGGAAAAAGCCGAGUACUUCAAAAGACACAUACGAGCGCAAAUCGACAGUAGAUUCCGCUCAACUGAAACGACCGAUGGAAGAUCACGAGGUAACCAGGGAAUCGAGCAGAGGCGGCUCGAAUCAUUCAACUGAUCGAAGUGAAUCCCACGAUAGCUAUAAAAAACAUAGUCAUCACUCCGACCAAUAUAAGAGAAGUGGAGCAACCGAUCAUUCGGAGCCUCGUAGGAAACAUGCCACUUCCUCUGAUCAUUACUACAAUGAGGAUUACAGAAAACAUGAACGCUCCUCAGAAAGAUCUGUUGCUUCUUCAGUCGACUCAAGAAGACGCAGUGGAAGGUCGCCUGAUCGAAGCGACGCUACUGAGUCCUAUAAGCGGCACUCAGUUGAGCAUCCAGAUGAGCAUAAAAGGAGCGGCUCUCGUUCAACCGAGGAUAAAAAGUAUAUGUACCACUCGUCUUCGUCAAGUAAGGAUAGAAAAGAGCGAAGAGAUGAUUGGGGACACAGGAGGAGUUUACCUAGUGAAAGAGGAGGGGCCUAUGAUUAUUCCAGAGAAGAGUAUGACUACAAACCAAAACGACGGGAAGAUGAGUGGGGUAAAGACACAAGAGAAAGAGACCCAAGAGACAGAGACCCCAGAGACUCAAGAGACUGGCAUUCAAAAGAUAAAGACUAUCCGUCUAGAGAUAGCAAAGAUGGAAAAGAUUCCUACUCAUCAAGCAAAGAUAAAUACUAUUAUGAAAAAGAUUAUUACAAGGAAAAGGACUAUAAAUAUCAUGCGAAAGAUAAAGAAAAAGACUAUUACUAUUCUAGAGAGCAUGAUAAGAGAAAACACAGAGAUAAAACUGACUCUAAAGAUUAUAGAAAGGAUAUGUACGAUCAGGAUAAACGAAAGGAGAGAGAUCAUAGGAGAGACAGAUCGAGGAGUGGCGCAAGAAGCUCUAGAGAGUCUUCAAGGGAUCAUAAAAGGGAGAAAGUCGUACCAAAGACAAGGACUAGAGAAAAAUCAGAAAUUGAGGAGGAACCUCGGAAGGAAAAACAGGAAAAACCGGAACCUCAGAUAGAUGUUAUAGAUUCGGACACUGUAAAUGUUAGUUCAGUUGAAAAGCCCUCAGGUGAAAGCCUCUCAGGAGAUGAACAAUCGGUAACCUCUAAACGUUCAGUAUACUCAGAUAUUUCUGAAGAUGAAUUAAAAUCAGACUCUGGGAUGCCUCAAACUGAGCAUGAAGCUGCCAUCGAUAAACUUGAUAUUGAAUGGUCUAACUUAAACGAACCUCUUCCCAGAAGUGGAUCUGCCCAAGGUCGAUCUAUAAUGGAAGUUAUAUAUAAAAUUGGUUUAAGUAAACGAUUUGUCGGGGAAAAAUUGUUUAACGAUAUUGAUUCGAAAUGCACCGAAAAAUUAGGAAAGCACUUGUUAAGUGGUGACGCUUGGAUGCAUGCAUCAUUCGUAAGGAAGGAUAUGGAAAGAGAGAGACUACUUAAAGAUAUGGGAGGGUAUUGCAGAGCUCUAACAGCCAGAAGAGACCUAGCCAUAAGAAGACACUUGUGUGAAUAUUCUCACCCUGCCCAAUUAGCUGUUGAUCAACUUUCUUACAAGCAAGCUGUCGAAUUAUUCAUGUCUGAUAAUUAG